Brassica napus (rape) is the source of this 2047-nucleotide messenger RNA. RefSeq lists its product as uncharacterized. The coding region runs from base 850 to 1965 and encodes 371 amino acids. Gene Ontology annotation, cellular component: membrane. The record is from RefSeq and is a predicted model, not a curated record. The transcript has a single exon. NCBI's taxonomy places the organism in Eukaryota, Viridiplantae, Streptophyta, Magnoliopsida, Brassicales, Brassicaceae.
AAAAGUUGCACAUGAUGUAUGCGGUUCACCUUCAAAAUGCAAGGUUCAUUUUACUUUCUACCGCUUGUUGAUUUUCUUGUGAUAAGAAUUUUAGUUUAUGCUUUUGUUCUUCCUACUUGCUCAACAACAACAAACAAGAACAAUGACAAAAAAAAAAAAAACAUAUGAUAAACAUUUUAUUCCGAUCUUAGAUAAAACUGAUUUCCGGUUCACCCUUUAUUCAAAUCGCUGGAGCGUAAACGAGAUACUGGCUUGAUCACAAACUUGUUCAUGCCUAAAAUAUUCGAAAUAUCCUUAAUUAUAACUUUCAGUUUUAAUUCUUCGUGUCCUUUACUCUCCAGUCACUGUAACUCCCAAGGGAAAAAAAUGGUUUACAUGAUUUAACCGGUACGAAAAAUUAGCGUGAUUAGUGCAUAGUGUGGAUUAGAGUGUAAAAAAGUUCAAAUGGUGUGUAACAUAAAGGAUUGAUUGAUAAGAAAGAACUAAAGUCAAGAACACACAUAAUAAAAGGAACAGACAAAAACCAUUACACAAAAGAGGAAAAGUCACACGAAUAUUAGCACGCCAAUGUCUCUCUUCUUUGGCCUUUUAUAUGAAAUAAUUUACUAACUAUAUUAUUAUUUUUGGUUAGGAAACAAGAGUAAUCAUGAUCAUCAUCUUCCCAUGCUUCUAUCAUCAUUCACCCAAUUUUCUCAUCCACCACUACACCGAUCAUUUGCUUUUCUGCUGUUACGAAAAAUCAUUUAAACCUAUACGUUAGAACGGUCAUAUGCUACUUUAAUAGUUAUAUCAUGUCUUUCUGUAUAAAGGUAAAAGAGAACUCUGACUAAUGAAGUGUAAGUGUUUAUAAUGUCUGUCUACAAAACACACAUCCCCACCAAGUCAAACUCUCUUUUCUCUUUACUCUUCUCCAUUUCCUCCUCAACCCUAAGAUCUCUUGAUCCUCUCAUGGAUUCAUUCUCCAUAAUCAUCAUCAUUCUCUUCACACUUCUCUUAUCAUUCCACCAUUCUGACUCUCAAACUGCCCAAUCUACACGUCUUUUAGAUCUCAUGAUCAGAGACUACACCAUUAGAAACUUUAAGCUUAAUCUCAACACAGGCACCAUACAGAAAAUCCAUCUCCCUUCUAAUUUCUCCGGUAUAGAUAUCGACACGGUUAAGUUAAGGUGCGGGAGCUUGAGAAGAUACGGUUCAAGAAUCGGUGAGUUUCACAUGGGCGCUGGCGUGACGGUGGAGCCAUGCCCGGAGAGAGUCAUGCUGGUUAGACAAAACCUCGGUUCAAAUUGGUCUUCAAUCUACUCUACCGGUUAUAACCUAACCGGUUACAAUUACCAGCUCGCAUCACCGGUUCUUGGUCUGUUAGCUUACAACGCUAACCCUGACGGUGUGGCCACGAACCCUUACGAGGUUAACGUUGUUGGUACCGAUCAAAACCCAAUAUUGAUCGAUUUCUUGAAGAUCACGGCAAGUGAUAACCCUAAGCCAACGAAGAUGAACUCAUCAGUCUUGUGUGCGUGUUUCACAAGCAACGGUAGCACAACGUUUAGUGAUCAAGUAUCACCUUAUGUUUGUAAAGGAACAAGACAAGGGCAUUACGCUCUAGUGGUGAAGACAGAAGCUAGAGGAAAAGAUAUUGACAGUAGUGGUGGUGGGAUGGUGACGCCGUCGACGGAGGUGGACGGCGGCAGCGGAGGAGGAAAGUUGAGCCGGUGGAAAGUAGCGGUGGGGAGUGUGAUUGGGUCGGGGAUUGGAGCGAUUCUGUUAGGGUUGUUGGUGGUGGCGAUGUUGGUGAAGGGGAAGAAGAAAGCAGAGAGAGAAGAAAUGGAGAGGAGAGCUUAUGAAGAAGAAGCUCUUCAGGUUUCAAUGGUUGGUCAUGUUAGGGCUCCUACUGCUUCUGGAACUAGAACUCUUCCUGUAAUGCCCGAUGAUAGGUAUAAAAACACUCAUUUGAAUCAUCAUCGAUAAAAACAAAAAUUAAUUUGUUUUCUGAUUUUCCCAAAAUUUUGUGUUAAUUGAGUUUCUUAAUAUAAUUUUUUUUACAUAAUUA